AUGCAGGAUAAAAUAAAUUCAAAAGAGGAUAUAUCUUCGAGUUCUUCCUGUGAAGAGAAUGAUGAAAAUAAAAAUAUAUUAAAUCCUCCCAAUAGAACAAAAAUGAGUAAGGGAGAAAGAAGAGCUCGAAAAAUGCUUGUAAAACUUGGUUUAAAGGCAGUACCAAAUGCUCAUAAAGUUAUCAUAAAGAAAUCUCAAAAGAUGGUUUUCGCUGUUUCUAAUGUUGAAGUUUAUAAAAUUGAAGGAACUGACUCUUAUGUAAUAUUUGGAGAUGCAAAAACUGAUGACUUAACGAAUUCAAUUAACAACUUUAUGCCAGAAAACCUACCAAAAGAACCUGAGAUUCCUGUUGAAUCCGAAGUAAAUUUUGAAUCAACCGAAAAAAAAGAAGAAAAAGUCAAAGAUUUAGAUGAAGAAAAAUUUGAUGAUGUUUCAAUGGAUGAUGUAGAGUUAAUUAUGUCACAAACAAAAUGUAGCAGAGAUAGUGCAAUUAAAGCUUUAAGAAAAAACAACAAUGAUCUAGUUCAGUCAAUAAUGGAAUUGAGUGGUUAA
Messenger RNA from Plasmodium relictum, 552 nucleotides. Its product is annotated as nascent polypeptide associated complex alpha chain, putative. Gene Ontology annotation, cellular component: cytoplasm; nascent polypeptide-associated complex. The transcript is spliced from 3 exons. Gene Ontology annotation, biological process: protein targeting to membrane. The coding region runs from base 1 to 552 and encodes 183 amino acids. Lineage: Eukaryota; Apicomplexa; Aconoidasida; Haemosporida; Plasmodiidae. The record is from RefSeq and is a predicted model, not a curated record.